Carassius gibelio (silver crucian carp) is the source of this 5385-nucleotide messenger RNA. RefSeq names its product cAMP-specific 3',5'-cyclic phosphodiesterase 4D. NCBI's taxonomy places the organism in Eukaryota, Metazoa, Chordata, Actinopteri, Cypriniformes, Cyprinidae. Gene Ontology annotation, cellular component: nucleus; cytosol; perinuclear region of cytoplasm. The transcript has 15 exons. Gene Ontology annotation, molecular function: 3',5'-cyclic-AMP phosphodiesterase activity. Gene Ontology annotation, biological process: signal transduction. The record is from RefSeq and is a predicted model, not a curated record. Bases 435 to 2768 code for a protein of 777 amino acids.
CACACGGAUGUUUUAUCCGUCCAGGCGAGGCGUGAGACAGGGAUGCUGGAUAUUGUUGCAUAGACCUCGAAGAUUUGCUAGUUUAUUUGGAAACCAAUUUGACCUGACAAGCGUUUAUUGUCCGAAGUUUUGUGUUUUAUUAUGGACAUUGCGAUAGAAGCGAGUGAUGAUGUCAAUAGACGAUGAACUAUUGGACAGAAUGAGUCAAUCCAGUAUAGUAAACAUCAAAAUUGACUUUUCGGUUUAUAUUCAUAUAUAUAUUUUAUGUGGUAUAUUAUCGCUUUCUUGUAAAUAGCACUAAUGGUGAACUUCACACUACGCUUUCUUACGGAUGUUUUCCAAGUUUCGGACAUUUCGCGCCAAAGCUAUUUGCAAUAAUCUCACAAAAAAUAUAGUGGUUUGACAAAUUUUAACGAGUCGAUACAACUGCAAGAAUGGACGCCGGGAGCGAGGUGUCAACUUUGGUUUCUCCUGGUACCGAUGGAAAUGCGCCAAAACAUCUGUGGAGGCAACAGAGCCCGGUUCCUCUUCAGAUCCAGAACUCUUUCGGCCCGCGCAAGAACUACCGGGUGAGACAGAGAGGCUUUUCCGACACGGAGAAGUACCUGAAUCCCAGGACCAUGGACCGGAGCUAUGCCGUGGACACCGGAAAGCGUCCCGGUUUGAAGAAGUCCAGAAUGUCAUGGCCAUCAUCCUUUCAAGGACUUAAACGCUUUGAUGUGGACAAUGGUACCUCAUCAGGACGUAGUCCGCUGGAUCCCAUGGCCAGCCCGGGGUCAGGUCUCAUCCUCCAAGCCAACUUUGUACACAGCCAGAGGAGAGAGUCCUUCCUGUACCGCUCAGACAGCGACUAUGACCUCUCACCAAAGUCUAUGUCCAGAAACUCCUCCAUCGCCAGUGACAUACACGGUGAUGACAUGAUUGUUACCCCUUUUGCACAGGUUCUGGCAAGUUUAAGGACUGUCCGGAAUAAUUUUGCUGCUUUAACAAAUGUACAACAGGAAAGGGCGAAUAACAAGAGAUCCCCCAUGUGUAACCCACCUCCCAUCACAAAGACCUCCUACACAGAGGAGGCCUACCAGAAGCUGGCCACAGACACCCUGGAGGAGCUGGACUGGUGCCUCGACCAGCUUGAGACCCUCCAAACCAGGCAUUCGGUCGGCGAGAUGGCUUCCAACAAGUUCAAGAGGAUGCUGAAUAGAGAAUUGACUCACCUCUCAGAGAUGAGCCGAUCUGGUAACCAGGUGUCUGAGUUCAUCUCCAGUACAUUCUUAGACAAGCAACACGAAGUGGAAAUGCCAUCGCCCCAGUCCCAGAAAGACAAGGAGAAGAAGAAAAGGCCGAUGUCCCAGAUUAGUGGUGUAAAAAAGUUAACGCACAGUUCCAGCCUUACCAACUCUAGCAUCCCUCGGUUUGGAGUCAAAACUGAAACAGAAGAUGAGCUGGCCAAGGAGCUUGAAGAUGUAAAUAAAUGGGGUCUUAAUGUCUUCAAAGUGUCAGAAUUUUCUGGGAACAGACCUUUAACGGUUAUGAUGCACACAAUAUUCCAGGAGAGGGACUUGUUAAAGACGUUUAAAAUUCCCCUGGACACGUUUAUCACCUAUCUGAUGACUUUAGAGGACCAUUACCAUGCUGACGUUGCCUAUCACAACAACAUCCACGCUGCUGAUGUCACACAGUCCACUCACGUCCUGUUAUCAACCCCUGCCCUUGAGGCUGUGUUUACAGACCUUGAAAUUCUCGCUGCCAUAUUCGCCAGUGCGAUACAUGAUGUUGACCAUCCUGGCGUCUCCAACCAGUUUCUCAUCAACACUAACUCUGAGCUGGCCCUCAUGUACAAUGAUUCGUCUGUGUUGGAGAAUCAUCAUCUGGCUGUAGGUUUUAAACUGCUGCAGGAAGAGAACUGUGACAUCUUCCAGAACCUGACCAAGAAACAGAGACAGUCACUCCGCAAGAUGGUCAUUGACAUUGUUCUGGCCACAGACAUGUCUAAGCACAUGAAUUUGUUGGCUGAUCUGAAAACCAUGGUGGAGACCAAAAAGGUGACCAGUUCUGGGGUAUUGCUGCUGGAUAACUACUCUGACAGGAUACAGGUCUUGCAGAACAUGGUGCACUGUGCAGACCUCAGUAACCCCACCAAGCCGCUGCAGCUGUACAGGCAGUGGACGGACCGCAUCAUGGAGGAGUUCUUCAGUCAGGGGGACAGAGAGCGGGAGCGCGGCAUGGAGAUCAGCCCCAUGUGCGACAAGCACAAUGCUUCAGUCGAGAAGUCCCAGGUGGGCUUCAUCGAUUACAUUGUGCAUCCACUGUGGGAGACGUGGGCAGACUUGGUGCACCCAGACGCCCAGGACAUCUUGGACACGCUGGAGGACAACAGGGAGUGGUACCAGAGCACCAUCCCCCAGAGCCCCUCUCCAGCGCUGGACACCAACAGCGAGGGCCGACGCACCGCCGGCCAGGAGAAGUUCCAGUUUGAACUGACUCUAGAGGAGGACGGAGAAUCUGACACGGAGAAGGACAGCAGCAGCCCUCCUGAUGAAGAGGACGAGGAAGAGGAGGAAAACAGCUGCAGUGACUCUAAAACCCUUUGCACACAGGACUCCGAAUGUACAGAGAUCCCCCUGGACGAGCAGGUGGGGGACGCGCAGGAGGACGAGGACGAGGAGGACGAGCAGGAGGAGGAAAGGGAACUAUCAGAAACCUGUGUUUUAGAGGAGGAAGAGGAGGAGGAGGAGGAGGAGGAGGAAGAUGACACUGCCAACACAUAACACAGUAUGACACGGCACCUGAACUUUUUUAUAUUAGAGAUGAGAAACACUUAUUUAUGGUUAAGAUAUUAGUUUUUUUCAUUGUCUAUUUUGCAUACGUUGUUCAGAAGUGCUUUUUAAAUGUCCGCCUUUAACCUGUUUUUUAUUUUUCAUUCCUUAUUUUAUUUUAUUUUUAAACCGUUUUUACGCUCAGGAAUGUCUUUUCCACUCCCACCUGUCAUUCAUACAGACAAACCGAACAAAAGAAAGGUUAAAAAGCUCGACUUGUAUUCCUGAUUGUGAGGUACUUUUUUAUUUUUUUUUGACUGAAACAGUAUUUCAGAAACAUUUACCUUCGAAAGCAGCUGUUUUUCACCAACGAGACACUAUUUUUUUUCCUGUUUAUCUGAAGGAAAGUGGCAAUUCGAAGCAUUUUAGCAGACAAACACUUUAGAAGUGAAUCCUUCAUGCUUUGACCUUCGCGUCUUCCUGAUGCCUCGAAUGUGUUAUUAAUCUGGAUUUAGCCGUCUGUUGUGUUUGUGGAUCGGUCGUUAUUUGAAGUGAAUGAACAUGGUACCAAAGUGAAAAGAACUCGUGAGACACCAUUUUCACACUGAAAAUACUCACUUUCAUUUAAAUUACCAUAUUUGGGGUAAAUAGGUAAAUGUAGUAUUUAGUGUUAUACCAUAAUUUGUUGCAUUCAAUCCAGAUCUGAAAAUAGUUUUUAAAUAUAAUUUUUUAAAUAAUAAGUUGCUCAGUUUAAUAAUACCUAAUUAUGACAAUAUUUAAACUUAAAAUAAAUAAAUAUCUUAUACCCCCAAGAACAAGAAUGCUGUUAUAAAUCUAUUAUAAGAUAAUAGCUUGAAUAAGCAUUAAAUGUUUUUGUCCCCUAUCAUUGUCGUCUAUCUUGCUAGCAGUGGAGUAAAAUAAAUCCUGGUUAUCACUUUAUAAAUAACCAUUUGAAUUAUUAUUAGAAUUAAAUAAUAAUAAUAUUAUUAUUAUUCAUUAUUAUUAUUAUGGCCCUGUUCAUUUGUUUCUCAGAAAUGUCUGCCAGCUGUUUGGUGCCAUACGUCCUUGGCCAGUUAGACAGAAAACAGCUGUCAUGAAUGAUCAAGCUCAGUUUAGUGGUUUCUGUUGUCACGUGAUCAUGUGACAAUCAGCUUCAAUGCAAAGCCUCAUUGUAAGUGUGAAUCUAGUUUUGUUUUUGUCUUUUUCUAAUUAGUAUUUAUUUUGGUUAUUUUCGACAUUGCCAAACAGUACCAGUCACAAUGAAUUUAACUGCUGCUUUACUCACUCUGUCAAGUGUCCUACUGUACAAACAUCCUCUUCGUUUGGUUACGUUCAUGCUAGCAUUAUUUAUUAAUGCUCUUUGAUGUGCUUGUAGCAUAUUAAAGCAUUUUUUAAUUGAACUGUAGCAUCGGCAGUAUGAGUCAGUUCUCCUAAUAUAUUAUUUGAAUUAUACAUGUGCAGUAAAUAUACCUAAUCAAAUGUACAAAACUCUGUAUAAUAUCGAAGCCUUUUGAAAUGACCCCAUUCUUGUUGCUUUCUUUACUUUAUUUAAAACUCAUUCCGUUGCCAAGUUUGCUUUUUUAUUAAUAGUUCAUAUUUUUGUAAUUGUCUCCAUUCUCUACAUUGUCUUUCAUUUCUCUCUGUUUACAAACAUGUAUUUAUUGUGCUGUACAGUACAUAUUGUUGCUCUUAUCAUGUGGUUGUAAAUGAUUAUAUCAUCCCUUUUGGUGAUGGUGUUGUAUUAUGGAACUCUUACUGAGAGAAUGUUCGUUAUUAUUAGUAUGUAAUGAUCCCAUUGAUAUGUGUCUCUAGAGAGAUUGCGUAGAGAAAGGGAAAGCCAAAUUAUAGUCAUUACUGUGGUUAUUUUUCAUUCUUUCUUUCUUUUUAAAAGAAAGUGGUUCCGUGGCCUGAGGGUUGUGCCUUACAGAUAGCUCUUUAGAUUUUAUCCUCUUGCUGCACUAAAGAAACUACUGGCUGGAAAUUGUUUUGUCGUUUUCCUCCUGUUUAAAUGGCAUAAAUGCUCCCAGCAUAAAACAAACAAAAAACAGACAAAAGUUGUCAGACCUCAUCGGACAGGGUAAAAGCAGGCCAGUGACGUGUGUUUGGGUUUGCGACCAGCUGUAAGAACCUCCAUCCUGUUUCUGUCCAUGCUGUGUUCGUCUGACUGAGACAUUCGAAGACUUUUGCGUUUCAUGCAAUACGAGAGAAAACAUCUUUCUGUUUGGGGAAUAACAGGGCAUUUUGAUUUCCAGAUCCUUCACAAAAAGCCCAAGAACUCAAUUUAGGACUCAUUUUGACACAUAUACUGUAGAUUCUUAUUGACCCUAAAUGGAUGAAAUCAGUGCGUCCUUCUCGUCUCUUUUUAAAUCAUGAGAAAAACACACAAACAGAAUUUGACAAAUGAUAUUUAGGGAUAACAAUUUUUUUGUUAUGUGACUUGAAUGACAAAACUUGUCUGGAGGUUUCACAAGACCGUGUAGUUGUUUAUUGAACUCCUUGUUUAUUGCAGUCUAUUGGAUAGCACUGUAGAACUAAAAAUUUACAUACGAAAACUGGUAAAAUCCAAUAAAAAUGUUCUUUUUUUUUUCUUUUUUUUUUUUUUAUAUGCACCAUAAUAAAAGCAUGUGUU